Messenger RNA from Pisolithus orientalis, 982 nucleotides. RefSeq lists its product as uncharacterized. The record is from RefSeq and is a predicted model, not a curated record. The transcript is spliced from 2 exons. NCBI's taxonomy places the organism in Eukaryota, Fungi, Basidiomycota, Agaricomycetes, Boletales, Pisolithaceae. Bases 1 to 960 code for a protein of 319 amino acids.
AUGGCACACAAUCAUGACAAGGCGGCACUGACAAGCGAGUCCGAACUCGAAAGUUCGUCGAGCUGCUCCCCUCCACCAUACUCUCCGGGCGCAACACGUCCGCCAUCUGUCCCCCCACAGGAACAGAAUGUUCACGAGACUCCGUCGUCCGGUGUGGUGUCAUCGCCACUUCCGGCCCAGGUACCUUUGCCUGCCUCUCCGUCCCUGGAACCCCUGUCGGCACCUGAUGCGACGAGACCGUCCUUCUCUAGCUCACUUCCUCGGUUGUCGACGUCUCUCGAGGUUCUUCCGGAGGAACAAGACCACGAGGGGCCAUUCGCCCCUCCACCUUUUGCACCCCCUCCAAAAGCGUGCGUACAAGGUCAGACCGUAACCAGCCCAGGUAUCGUCAUUUCUACUCCAGUCGACGCAUAUAAUACAAAGGACGCCGACGAGAGCCCGACACAGACAAUGGUUGAGAGCCCUGUGAGUGGGGUGUUCCCAUCUCAACUGCACCCACACAUGUUGGAUACGUGCGCCGAAGAACCGGACGAUGUCGCAUCUCCUCCGGGAUCACUCCCUACGUCAUUACCUCCGCGUAGACACACGUCAGAUGUCUACGAGCGAGGCAGAAGAGGUAAACGUCAGCAACCCACCAUAACCACGUCGUUUCCCCCGGCCCCAUCUAUGCGUUCACCCUCCCUCUCUCCAACGACGACCGCUCCGGUUUCGAGGUCCCUAUCUCGCCUGGGAAAAGUAUCUUCCUUCACGAACCUACGAAGAUCCGUUUCGACCAGCUUGCGUUCCAUCAGCACCUAUUCCCAUCGUUCUGCCACUCCUUCCAGCAGUGAUGCGGGCGAGGUGAAGUCGAGAACGCCCGUCAGCCCGACGAUGCAUAAUCGCGCGAGCAUAUGGUUUGAAAUGCGUGCUAUCGAGGAUCCGGAGAGUAGGCGAUUGUGCGAGGUGGCGUUCUUGGACUGAUCAACGAUGUUCUCUGGAGCUC